Triplophysa rosa is the source of this 1914-nucleotide messenger RNA. RefSeq names its product E3 SUMO-protein ligase ZBED1-like. Gene Ontology annotation, molecular function: protein dimerization activity; DNA binding. Lineage: Eukaryota; Metazoa; Chordata; Actinopteri; Cypriniformes; Nemacheilidae. The record is from RefSeq and is a predicted model, not a curated record. The transcript has 2 exons. The coding region runs from base 1 to 1914 and encodes 637 amino acids.
AUGAGUGAAAGCGGCGACGAAAGUGAAAGUAACAUCAAUCUGUCAUCGAAAGAUGACAAAAUUGUCGACAAAAAAGGUAACACGAACUCCGUGAUAUGGAAGUGGUUUGGCUAUUUGAAAAGUGACGAGACGCAGAUUAAACCGAUCUGCAAAAUAUGUCGUCGGUCGGUGCCAACCAAGACUGGCAACACAACCAACCUCUUUCAUCACCUAAAAAAGUACCAUCCCAGCGACCACACUGAAAGCAUGAAAUUGCGAGCAGAUGCUGCUACUUCGACAACAAUUAAGGCUGGGGAAGGGGCUGUACCGAAGCAGAAAUCUGUCCUGUCGUCUUUUGCGGCCAUUACCACUUAUGAAAGUAGUUCCAAAAGGUGCAAGGAUAUAACAAGAGCAGUGUCUUACUUUAUUGAGAAAGAUAUGCUGCCCCUAAGCACAGUGGAGCAAGACGGGUUCAGGAAAUUAGUUAAAGUGCUUGACUGCAGGUACGAACUCCCAGGCAGAAAAUACUUUUCCAAAACAGCACUGCCUCAGCUUUAUGAAGAAUGCCGUGGAAAGCUGGAAAAUCAGCUAAGAAACGUCAGAUAUUUCUCCACUACCACCGACCUAUGGUCCAGCCGCACAUCUGAGCCAUAUAUGAGCCUCACUAUUCACUACAUCGAUGAGGAGUGGGCUCUUCAAAGUAGAUGCUUGCAGAUGGCAUAUUUUCCAGAUGACCAUACUGCCGAAAUACUCUCCGCGGGUCUGGAGGAUGCACUCGCGUCUUGGGGUCUUAGCGAGGACCGGCAGGUGUGCAUCACAACGGACAACGCAGCCAACAUUGUUAAGGCUGUUUCACUUAAUCACUGGACCCGCCUGCAGUGUUUCGGUCACCGAGGGAAGUAUGAGACACCAGAGAAUCCAAAGAGCCAUGGGGGUGUGCAAAAAAGUGGUCAGCGCUUUUUCCUUCUUGUGGAAAAAAAACGAGAACUAGCAGCCACUCAAGAGGAGCUCAAGCUUCCAAAGCACAAGUUGAUCACAGAAUCACCAACCAGGUGGGGGUCUCGCCAUGCAAUGAUAGCACGGGUGCUAGAGCAGGAGAAGGCCAUUUCAAAAGUUUUAUCAGCUGAUAAAAAAACAAGACACUUGGCUCCCUCAUGGCAGGACAUUGAUGUCCUGGAGUCUGUUUGUAAGGCUCUAAAUCCACUUGCUGACUUCACUAAUGCCCUUUCUGGUGAAGAAUAUGUAAGUGUGUCAUACCUGAAACCUGUACUGAAGCACUUCAAUGAGGAGGUCUUGAAACAUGUAGCUGAUGACUCAGAGCUCACCAAGACCAUCAAGUCUACUGUUAUCAACUAUCUGAAUGAGAAAUAUGGCGAUGCUCCCACUGAUGACCUUCUGAACAUAGCAUCCUUAGUUGAUCCACGUUUCAAGACACAAUACAUCAAAGAUGACAAGGUUGAGGAGGCUGUAAAGUCCAGAGCCAUGGCUCAGAUGCUGGAUGAAUGUCAGAAUCAGACCACUUCUCAAGCUACUCCUGCAUUACCAUCCACUUCAAAGGGAGGAGACGCUGCUACUGCCACACCAGACAAAUUGCAGAAGAAGACACUUGGCAGCUUUUUUAAGAAGUCCUACUCGGAGUCCCUUGCUGCCACAACAUCUGAUCUUACAGAACAGCAGGCUGUUGAGGCUGAACUGAACAGCUACCUGCAAGCUCCUUAUGCAGACAGCGAGACCAACCCCAUAGCAUGGUGGAAGAUUAAUUCAACAACAUACCCCAGACUGAGUCUCCUGGCAAAAAGAUACCUGUGUAUUCCUGCCACCAGCUCACCCUCAGAGCGUGCUUUUAGCACAGGUGGCAAUAUUGUGUCGUGCAACAGGGCAGCUUUAAAGCCAGAUGCGGUGGACAGACUUGUAUUUCUGGCCAAAAACCUGUAA